GCUGCCAUGGGGCUCCGCAGCGCCUGAGCGCCCGUCCCCGGGCACCGCUCCGCACCGCUCCGCACGGCCCCGCACCGCCCCGGCGCCAUGGGCGAUGUGCUCUCCACUCACCUGGACGAGGGCCGCCGGCAGCACAUCGCAGAGAAGACCGGGAAGGUGCUGGGGGAGUUUGCCCGCUGCUACAAGGAGCAGUACGGCGUAGCGCUCUUCAACAGCGUCCGCUAUGAGAUCGAAGGCAACGGGGGGCCACAGGCGCAGCUGCUGCACCGCAAGGUCCCGCUGGAGGACCACGUCAUCUACUCGGGCAACCUCUUCCAGUACAUCGAGGAGAACAAGAAGUGGAGGAACCGCUUCUGCGUGGUGCCGCACAACUACGGCUUGGUGCUCUACGAGAACAAACUGGCUUACGAGCGGGAGCUGCCGCCCCGCGUGCUCAUCAACAGCGCUGGCUACAAGGUCCUCACCUCCGUGGAGCAGUACCUGGAGCUGGUGAGCAGCAGCCUGCCUGGCGUGACGCCCAAGUCGGGGAACGCCCCCAUCGUGAAGUGCCCCACGGAUUUCCCCCUGAUCCUCUGGCACCCCUACGCCCGGCACUACUACUUCUGCGUGAUGACGGGCAAGGAGCAGGAGAAGUGGGGGGCGGUUUUCCAGGACUGCGUGCGGCACUGCAACAACGGGAUCUCCGAGGACUCCAAAGUGGAGGCCCCAGCCUUCACCGAUGCCGUCCGCAUGUACCGCCAGUCCAAGGAGCAGUACGGCACCUGGGACAUGCUCUGCGGCAACCAAAGCCAGGUGCUGAGUAACCUGGUGAUGGAGGAGCUGCUCCCGGAGCUGCGGAGCGCCAUCGGCCCGCGGCUCAAGGGCAAGGCUCAGGAGCGCCAGCGCACCUGGAUCCAGAUCUCGGAUGCCGUGUACAGGAUGGUCUACGAGCAGACCAAGGCCCAGUACGACGCCAUGGUGGCCAAGUGCGAAGUGGAGCGGCCGCAGAUGGAGAGCACCAUCCGCACCGACAUGGACCAGAUCAUCACCUCCAAGGAGCACCUGUCCAGCAAGAUCCGAGCCUUCGUCCUCCCCAAGGCGGAGAUCUGUGUCCGCAACCACGUGCAGCCCUACAUCUCCUCCAUCCUGGAGGCCCUGAUGACCCCCACGAGCCAGGGCUUUGCCGAGGUGCGGGAGGUGUUCUUCAAGGAGGUGACGGACAUGAACAUGAACAUCGUCAACGAGGGCGGCCUGGAGAAGCUGGUGGAGUACAUGGAGAAGCUCUCCCACCUGGCCUUCCACCCGGUGAAGAUGCAGUCGUGCUAUGAGAAGAUGGACCAGCUGAAACUGGAGGGCCUCCAGCAGCGGUUCGACGUCUCCAGCACCUCUGUCUUCAAGCAGAGGGCCCAGAUCCACAUGAGACAGCAAAUGGAUGACGCCGUGUACACCUUCGAGACGCUGCUGCACCAGGAGCUGGGGAAGCUGCAGGGCAAGGACGACCUCUGCAAGUCCAUCCAGCGCAUCCUCGAGCGCGUGCUCAAGAAAUAUGACUACGACAGCAGCACCGUGCGGAAAAAGUUCUUCAGGGAGGCCCUGCUGCAGAUCACCAUCCCCUUCCUGCUGAAGAAGCUGGCGCCGACCUGCAAGGGGGAGCUAGCCAAGUUCCAGGAGCUCAUCUUCGAGGACUUCGCCAGCUUCAUCCUGGUGGAGAACACUUACGAGGAGGUCGUGCUGCAGUCGGUGAUGAAAGACAUCAUGCAAGCUGUGAAGGAGGCGGCGGUGCAGCGGAAGCACAACCUGUACCGCGACAGCAUGGUGAUGCACAACAGCGAUCCCAACCUGCACCUCCUGGGCGAGGGCAUCCCCAUCGACUGGGCCGAGGAGCACGGCGGGCAGCCCGAGGCCGAGCCGGCCGCCGACAAGCGCCGCAGGGCCAAGCAGGUGGUGUCGGUGAUCCAGGACGACGAGGGGGCCCUGCCCUACGAGGCGGGUGCCGAGGCGCUGCUGCCCCCCAGCUCCCCAGAGCCGCAGGAGCCGGAGCCCGCGGUGCCGCCGGGGUCCCCAGGCGUGGUGGCGGAGAUCAGGGAGAUGCUGGCGAAGGAGAGCAUGGAGGAAGCUGCCGGCGGCCAGGCUGAGGAGCGGCUGACGAACGGUACCCACGCCACGCGGCAGAGCGGGGCCACCGAGGAGGUGGUGGCAGCGGGGUCUGCGCCGGGAGACGGCCCCCCGCGGGGUCCGGCCAGCGAUGGGGAUGGGGCGCGCUGUGACGCACCGGUGUCACCUGCAUCUGGGGCCGGGGUGCCUUUGGGAGACAAGGUGCACCACCCCACAGAAUCCCCUACAUCUGGAGCUGAGAGCCCAUCAGGAGAUAAGGUGCACCAUCCCACAGCACCGUCACCUGCACCUAGAGCCGAGAUCCCAUCAGGAGAUAAGGUGCAUCAUGCCGCAGCAGCAUCACCUGCAUCUGGAGCUGAGAUCCCAACGGGGGAUAAGAUGCACCAUGCCACAGCAGCAUCACCUGCAUCUGGGGCCGGGGUGCCAUCAGGAGAUAAAGUGCACCCCACAGCAGCAUCACCUACAUCUGGAGCUGAGAUCCCAACGGGGGAUAAGAUGCACCAUGCCACAGCAGCGUCACCUACAUCUGGAGCUGGGGUGCCAUCAGGAGAUAAGGAGCACCACCCCACACCAUCACCUGCACCCAGAGCCGAGGCCCCAUCAGGAGAUGAGGUGCACCACCCCACAGCAGCAGCAUCACCUGCGCCCGGAGCCGCGGUCCCAUCACCGCCCGCCGGGACGGAUUGCCACCAGCCCGGUGACAAGGAGACGGGCGAGGAGGUGGCCCCCCCGGUGGCUUGCAGCCCCCCGCAGCCUGCGGGCACGACGGAGAGCGUUGUUGAGGGGGUGCAGACUGAGUUCUAGCCCUGUGCCCGCCGUGGACUGGUCCUGGGGCUGCUGGGGCUGGAGCGGCGCUGCGGGAGAGGGAGGGGAUGGGGAACACCGAGGUCACCCAACCUGGGGGGUCCUGCUGCUGCGCGGCUGGCCGCCACCCGGGGGGGCCGGCUGGGGCCUGGCUCAGCACAGGGCACCCGCUGCACUCUGCUCUGUCCUUCUUCUGCCUUAUUUCCUUCUUUUCCACUGGAGAGAUGCUUUAUCUGCCCCCCCGCCCCCCGGCCGAGCUCACAUGCCUGGGGCUGUCUGGGGGGGGGGGCUGGAACCCCGCUGCCUGCGGGAUGCUCCCAGCUGCUGGCCCCCAGCAGCGGGGACCGUCCCCUGCCCGCAUCCGUGGGGUUUUCCUGAGAGCCUCCCCACGGGGAGCGUCUCCCGGGCGGCCUCGUGCCGUCACCGGCACCGAGGGGAGCGAGGGCUGCAGGGGCGGGUGGGCAAAAACGGGACGGCGAGGGCUGGGGGUGCCGCAGCUCUGCGCGGGGGUGAAGGGCGAGAUGAAGCCAGGAGCACAGGGAUGUGUGGGGCAGGAGGAGAAUUGCGUGGGGGUGCCGGCACAACAGCUGCUGGCCCUUUGGGGGGCGAGGUGUGGGGCUGCCUAAGGCCCCCAGGCUGCUCCGCACCCACCCCAGGGCUGCUGUCACCCCGUGCCCAGGCUUGGCUGGGAGUUAGGGAAAGCUUUUUUGGAGGGGAGGUGGCAGCGGUGCGACUUCAGCCUUGGCUGGCUGCUGCCUGGUUCCCAGCUGGGCAUCGCCAGAGGGCCCCCCCCCCCCAGCCUCCAGCCCUCAGCCCUCCCAACAGGGGGUUCUGACAGCAGCCGGGGCGGGGGGGGGUGGGCGACGACCUGGGGCUUCGGCAGAGGUUGGCAGCAGGGUGCUGGGGGCAGCGCUGGGAGAAGGGCUCCCCCCCGCACCGGGACCCCCUGCAGGUCGGUCACAGCCCCGGGGGACGCACCGAAAGCACUGGAGGGGCGGCUGGGGGCACUGGGCGAGACUCAGGAGCUGGCAGUGUGCGUGUGUGUGCGCACGCACGUGUGAGCGUGUGGCACGGGGACCGACCGGGACCUCGCCCCGACCUCCGCCUGCAUUUUUAGGUGCCGCUGUUCCUGCCUCUGAAGGGGGUGCCCAGCCCAAACCACUUGGGGAGCGCCCCCCAACCAAAGUGCCUUCCCUUGGGAACUUAAAACCUGUCUCUUCCAAGAUAUUUUAUUAAGAAUGUUAUACAAAUGUUUAAGAUAUGCUUAUAAUAAUUAAUAAAAGAACUAAAGCUUUA
Cygnus olor (mute swan) is the source of this 4194-nucleotide messenger RNA. RefSeq names its product niban apoptosis regulator 2 (gene NIBAN2). The coding region runs from base 88 to 2898 and encodes 936 amino acids. The transcript has 14 exons. The record is from RefSeq and is a predicted model, not a curated record. Lineage: Eukaryota; Metazoa; Chordata; Aves; Anseriformes; Anatidae.